Molecule: messenger RNA, 1300 nt
Organism: Lentinula edodes (shiitake mushroom)
Lineage: Eukaryota; Fungi; Basidiomycota; Agaricomycetes; Agaricales; Omphalotaceae
Product: FMN-linked oxidoreductase
Exons: 5
Coding region: 116-1153 (345 amino acids)
Biological process (GO): tRNA processing
Molecular function (GO): tRNA dihydrouridine synthase activity; flavin adenine dinucleotide binding
Source: RefSeq, a predicted model, not a curated record
AGCGCCCAUUUACUCAGACUGCACCGACAUACUAGAUAGCGUGAAUAGAAGCAUAGAAUCCAUAGAUGUUGCAUCUGGGAGGCUAGCUCUGACCCCAAAUCAGCACAGCACUGUCAUGUCUCCAGAUCUUUCAUUCAUUGCAGCUCCUAUGGUCAAUCAAUCAGACUUUCCAUUUCGCCGUAUCGCUGCCCGAUACGGUGCAACAACUGUUUACACACAAAUGCUAUCACCAGAACGACUAAUCCACGACCAAGAAUAUCUCGAAUCCCAUCGCAGGGACUUGCAAUAUCGCGUCGAAGAGUCAGUCUCUACAGUGGUACAACUCUGUGGUAAUAAUGCAGAGGAGAUCGUCGAAGCAGGCAGGAAGAUUCAAGACCUUUGCGAUGCAAUCGAUCUGAACUUGGGCUGUCCUCAAGAAGUAGCCAGAGAUGAGCAUUUCGGAGCAUACUUGUUAGGACAAAAAGACUGGCCCAUCGUUGAGAAUAUCGUAUCUUGCAUGGCUCAGUCGUUCAUGGUUCCCGUUUCGACAAAGAUCAGACUUUGCCAACCAUCCACUAAAACUGUCGAGUUUGCGGAACGACUUCAGGCAUCAGGAUCUUCUUGGAUCACACUGCAUGCGCGUACGGUAUCAUCACGCCGCCGUAGACAAGGAGCUGCAGACCUGUCCGAGGUCAAGAAACUAAAGGAAUCCGAGAGGCUCACCAUUCCCGUUGUCAGCAACGGUAACGUUCGGGUAUUUGAUGAUCUCGCAAAGAACCUCGAUUACACUGGCGCUGACGGUUUGAUGGUUGGAGAAACACUUUUGGGUAAUCCUUGCCUAUUUUCGAAUGAUGCUCUUCCUGAUCCUGUGGAUAUCUCUCUCGAAUACUUGGAUAUCUGCCGUCUAUACCCGGGAGUAGCAACUUUGAAAACUAUUCAAACCCAUAUCCGCCAUUUCAUAGAUUUCCAAUGUACACGCCGGCCUUGGUUCAAGAAACUACGUGUCGCGUUGAAUGCAUGUACAGACUUGGAUGAUAUCGAGCAUCUGUUACGGGUCAAGGUCCCACGAUGGCGAGACAUGACUAUGAAAUCCGCUAAAGAGGGUUCGGAAGAUGAACGGGAUGGUAUCGAUAUGGAAGAUUCUGGCGUAUUGUGGCCUCUUCCCCCAAAUUAGAGUCCCCAAUCUAUUUGUUUUCAUCUUGCCUGAUUUUCGUUAAAAAUUUCAUACGUGAUGAAGAUCCUUGUUUCUGUAUCAGUAGCACGGCAGUAAUUACAAAUUUUACUCCAAUAAAGCCACUUCCCUCAUCUGGCACAUGCGGAC